CUACUGUAUCGAGAAGAAGAAAACGAAACGCUCAAGCGCAGAAAGUUUGCAUAUGUAGCUUACUAACCCGCUCACUAGCUUUAACUUAAAAAAAAUGUGAUAGUUAACACACAGUUUAGUCCAAAAAGCAUGGAGGGAUACAACACAACUGUUCGUAUGUCGGGUUUCGUAUUGAGUUCGAUGAUGUUUCAUCAUUUGAAUAGUGAUGCGGAUGUGGAAGGUCUUGUUCUUGGAGAAAGUGUCGGAGAGGAGAACUGUAGAAUCACAGAUUCACAGAUUGAUCAAAUACAGGUUGAGCACACUAUAAACAUUCAAAAACACGUCCCUUGUCGUAAACUUCACAGUUUCUACAGUAAUGUUGGCGCUGUGAGCGAGGAGAAAAUACGACACAUACUGUCUGAUUACAAAGAGGAGAAUGUAAUUGGUUGGUACAGAGAAAGAAGAAACACCAGUCAGCAAAUGAGCUUCAUGGAACGAGUGAUUCAUCAGAACAUGAGAAAAAUUCUGUCCAAUCAGGAACUUGUUUUCUUAUUGCUCACACCUUCUCAGGCAACAUCAUCAGGGUCCACCCAUCGCCUUGAGUUCUCAGCUUUCAUAUGGCACAGCAGCCAGUUUCUAAAUAUCCCCGUCUCGGUAAGCAAUCUGGGAAACCUUGAACAACAGGACUACUGGAGUGUGUCAACUGUUUGUCCAUCUUUAGGACAGAGCCAAGCGGUUAAUCAACACAGGAGCAAUUUUUUCUACUCAGGGGAUGAUUUAAAAGAGGUCAGAAAUGUCAGUGACAUGAAUGAUGCCUUAUUGGCUGAAAUGCAGAAAAUGUGCACGGACGUGGAGAAGAGUGAAAGAGCAGUGGAGAAGCUUCAGAAAGACAUCAGUCAACUCAAUGAGGAUCUCAGAAAACAAAAACAUUCAGAGAAUAAUGAAAGCCAAAAAUGUGCCUCUCCAGAUGAACCCAAAGAGAACGUUCUUCUGUGCUCAGCUCUGAGAACGCUUUUCCCUGAUGCACCCUCAUUACGGACACAAACUCUUACUGUUCAGGGCUUUCCUGUAUUGAAAAGGUGCUGCAAUACAGACCAUAAUGUUGAUAUUCCCACCAAACUGCUAGUUCUAAAAACUAUGAAUGUGGAUCAGGCCCCCAGACUCAGGAAAAAAUCCCUUGUGACUGGUUUUUCUGAGAGACUUAAAAGGAAGAGGAACACCAAUGAUGCAGCCUCUGAGAGUGGCUCAGAUACAGAGAUUGAGAUGAAUGGAGAGAGCAGAAGUAAUUCUCCUACCUUUUAAAGAAUGACUUUUUAAUUGAAAAAUCUACCUGUGAUUGGAAGGCAUUACAGAUUUUAUACAUGGGGAUUUGCCUUUAUCUUUUCAUACCUACUGAGUGUGGGUUCUGCUAUUUUGUUAAAAUAUUUUUAGAUUUUUUUUUAUAAAAAAAUAAUAAUUUACCACAAAAUUAAAAGUAAUAUGAAUGAA
Messenger RNA from Misgurnus anguillicaudatus (oriental weatherfish), 1467 nucleotides. It is a transcript of the gene abraxas1, whose product is annotated as abraxas 1, BRCA1 A complex subunit. Gene Ontology annotation, cellular component: nucleus. The record is from RefSeq and is a predicted model, not a curated record. Gene Ontology annotation, biological process: attachment of spindle microtubules to kinetochore; mitotic spindle assembly; protein K63-linked deubiquitination. Gene Ontology annotation, molecular function: microtubule binding; polyubiquitin modification-dependent protein binding. Lineage: Eukaryota; Metazoa; Chordata; Actinopteri; Cypriniformes; Cobitidae.